CUUAGUCAUAUGUACGCUAGCUAGUGUCUGUUUGUCUAAUACCAAUAGACAUUUUUGAUAAAUAUUCCGAUUGCAUCUCUUAGAAUUUUAGAUUUUGUGAUUCACAAUAAACAUCAUUUUUUAUUACUUUUAUGUAAAACCACAAGCUAUGAAUAUUUUUUUUUUUUAUUUUCACCAUCAAUUUACAUAAAAAUAAAUUUAAGGAGGUUGUGUACGUCUUUGCGGGGCGCAGAGCGAGAGGGGAACGCCUAUGCUUAUACAUAGAGUCCGGUCGUAGUUACCAAUCGCAUAACAAUAAUUCUUUAUUUUUUCAAAAUAGUUUUUAGUGAUUGAAAAUUUAUCACAAAUUUUCAUUUUUAAUAUAAUUAUGUAUAUAGUUCAUUCAAUACUUCUAAUGAUAUAUAUAAGGGCUUAAUAAUUAAUUUUUCAAUUGAAUCUAAAACGCGUCAAACGUGGCAACAUCGCAAUAAGUUUUUUUUACGGAUCUACUGUUGGCAAGCUUUCGUAUUCUCUGAUGUUGAGUGAUCUAACCUGUGCAAUUAUGUCAAGUGAAAAAGUUUCCAAAAUAUCUAAAUAUCGCUGGAAAGGUAAACUUUGUACUGAGAAACAAUACAAAGCAAGAUUGAGACAAGUUGAAGGAGGUAAAAUGAAUAGUAAAUCAAGCAUUAGUGAUAGAGCCAAAUAUGAAGUGGAAGGUCGAAGAAUUAUAGAAUAUGAGGUUAUGAGGAAACAUAUGCACUGUGUUUUCUGUAAACAACUCCUAUCACUUGAUGACGUUGAAAAUGAACAUAGAAAUGGUUUGGGUUCAAUAUUUUUAAUACGUUGUCGUGAGUGUCUUGGUAUAAACAAAAUCCCAACUGGAAAAUCACAUGAUAAUUAUCAGAAACAGCCAGUAUUUGAUGUCAACACUAAACUAGCCAUGGGUACUUUGCACGCUGGAUUAGGUUUUUCAUCAACCACUAGUUUAUUUCAAACAAUGAACAUUCCGACAAUGUCAUCAAGAACAUUUAAAAAACUUGAAAGAGAAGUUGGGCCUGUUGUUGAGAUUAUUGCAAAGGAAAGCUGUAAAAAAGCAGUCGCCUUGGAACGAGCUUUAACUAUUAAAAAUUUAGAGAAUUUGCAAGAAAAAUUGCCAGAAGACUUGCGAAGGAGUGAUUUUUUAGUUCCUCAAAAAGAAGAAACUUGUUUUCAUUUACCCACCAUUUCGGCUGAAUGUGAUGCUGCUAUUGAACUUAUGGAAGUAAAUCCUUCUUCAACAUCUGAUAAGUCGGAAACAUUCAUAUUAAAUGAAAUAAAAAUCCCAGAACAUUCUGAAAUUAUAAUAUCUUCUUCAGACAGUGAUAAAACGUGUGCGCUAAAUUCAUUGCCAUCAUCAUCAUUAAUUACUGCUACGACCAAAUCUAAUUUUGAAAUAAUGGAGUUAACUACUUCAACAACUCAUCACUUGGAAGAAUCGGUAAUACGCGAAGAAAAUGGUUUGGAAGAAACAAAUCCGUUACCAAUUCCAGUGUUCAAUCCUGCAUCAAUCACUUCUGAUACUUUACUCCGUUUAUUUGUAUGUUUCGAUAUGGGUUGGAGUAAAAGAGGGAAUGGGUUGCAAUAUGACAGUCUUAACGGAUACGCUACAAUGAUUGGUGCUUCUUCCGGCCUCGUAAUAGAUUAUAUUACAACAAGCAGAAAAUGUCGCAAGUGUGAGUUAGGUUAUGCUAAAAAUUCACAUGAUUGUCGGCUAAACUUUCAUGGCACUGCCAAAGCUAUGGAGGCUCAUGCAGCAGCACAGUUAGCGGCAAAAAGUGAAAUUUUGAAGAGCAGUAAUUCUGAAAUUGGAGUUUUUAUUAGUGACAACGAUAGUUCUAGUAUUUGUGCAGUUAGAAAUGCCACUGAUCAUACUGUUGUAAAACAGUCAGAUCGGAAUCACGUAUCAAAAGGCGUUAAAAAUUUAUUGUACAAAACUGCAAAUAAUAAAGAUAUAAAUGGAUUGACGGGUGAUGCAAUAAAUUAUUUGCAUCGUUGUUACACCUAUUCUGUUGCUCAAAAUGAAGGAAAUACCAAGAAUAUGGCUGCUGCUAUUAGAAACAUUCCAUACCACGCAUUUGACAUUCAUGAAAAUUGUGGUAACUGGUGUGGAUAUUUAAAGGACCCUGAAAAUUAUAAGCAUUCUGUGUUAUUCCACAAAGAUUUUAAAAAUGAAGUUUUGUUUAAAAAAAUAUGUGAAACGUUCAAUAAGUUAGCUCAAAACGCUGAAAAAUUUUCGUGUGCUGCGUCAACUCAAGCAAAUGAGAGCUUGAACUCAAUGAUGUCCCGUAAAGCUCCCAAAGCAAUAUGUUAUAGCACUUCGGAAUCAGCGGACUAUAGAUUUGCGUGCACAGUGAGCCAAAAAAACUGUCGUCAACAAUACGUACAAGAUGUUUUUACCAAAAUGAAAUUAAGUCCUGGAUCAUAUUUAUCAAAACACAUUGAACGAUCCAAAAAAUCUUUCCAGCUUAGAUCCAUUAAAGCAAAACAGCCGAGUUUUAAGGCUAGACGACAACUUUUGAAGAAAAAACGUAAUCAACUCCGUAACGCCAAAGAGCGUACAGAAGGUGAUACAUAUCAAAGUCACAUUGAUUUAUUGACUACGUCCUGUGUUGAAGUCAAACCUAAUUCAAACCUAAGUCAAACCUUUACUUCCAACUUACUUCAGCUAUCAUUAGAUAUCAAUUUUUCUCAUGAAUCACUGGCAAUCGUGUUUUUUGACUUGGAAACAUCAGGUUUUCAAUUAGAUUGUGACGUAUUGCAAAUCGCCGUAAAAUGUGGAAAUGCAUCAUUUCAGAAAUACAUUACACCAACGCAAGUAAUCCCUUCAAGAGCGUCUAAUGUACAUGGUUUAACCAAUGAAGGUUGUAAUUUAUAUUUACAUGGCAAUAAGGUUUCAUCACAGCCUCUUCGCGUAGUGCUUCACGAAUUAUUAACAUUUCUGACUGAUCUCGGCAAACCGUGUGUUUUAAUAGCACAUAAUUGUUUUUCUUUCGAUGGACCACGAUUAGUUAAUAUUAUAAAUAAAGUAUCUCUUCAAGAAGAGUUUAUAAAAGUAGUUGACAGUUUUGGAGAUACUAUGAAACUUUUUCGAAAUAAAUAUCCAGGUGCUGAUUGUAGUUUGUUAAGCUUAGCAGGAAAGAAUUUUUCUCUAAGUACAAGGAAAGCACAUGAUGCGAUUUACGAUGUAAUAUUAUUACAAAAUAUUGUGUCACAUGAUUUAAACGUUGAUGAAAUACUAAUUAACAAAAAAAAUUUCCAAGCAUCUGUAAAAUUUCAUGAAAAUUUUCAGUCAUUGGAACCGCUGCAGUAUUGCAUUUCCAAAUUUAUUCGUACUAGGAUGGCAAACGCAACUAUUUCUUAUGCCAAUCUAGUAGAUUCAUAUUGUGUAAGUAAACAAACAACGAUAGAAUUGUUAAAAAAAGAAGGGCGUGAUGGAAAAAAAGUAAUUCGAACCAAAAAUAAUUUAAUAGACAUUUUAAGUCAUUUAAAACAAGCGUUGCAAUAAUUUUUCGUGAUAUUAGAGUUUAAUUUUAUUAUAUAAAAAAAUUAUUUAUUGACGUUAAAUGAAGCAAUAUAUUAUAAGAAUGUUUAAUUUAAAAUAUCUCUA
Molecule: messenger RNA, 3625 nt
Organism: Chelonus insularis
Lineage: Eukaryota; Metazoa; Arthropoda; Insecta; Hymenoptera; Braconidae
Exons: 3
Coding region: 515-3523 (1002 amino acids)
Molecular function (GO): 3'-5' exonuclease activity; nucleic acid binding
Source: RefSeq, a predicted model, not a curated record